Notothenia coriiceps (black rockcod) is the source of this 379-nucleotide messenger RNA. Its product is annotated as dynein heavy chain 8, axonemal-like. Gene Ontology annotation, molecular function: dynein light intermediate chain binding; dynein intermediate chain binding; minus-end-directed microtubule motor activity. The record is from RefSeq and is a predicted model, not a curated record. The annotation marks the transcript as partial. Gene Ontology annotation, biological process: microtubule-based movement. The transcript is spliced from 3 exons. NCBI's taxonomy places the organism in Eukaryota, Metazoa, Chordata, Actinopteri, Perciformes, Nototheniidae. Gene Ontology annotation, cellular component: dynein complex.
CAGAGCUAUAUCCAUGGGGCAAGGGCAGGAAGUGCAUGCAAGGAAGCUUGUUAAGACGUCAAUGACGCAUGGGGGCUGGGCCCUUCUGCAAAAUUGCCAUCUGGGCCUGGAGUUUAUGGAGGAGUUGCUGGAAACCAUUACAACUGCUGAGACCAUGCAUGAUUCCUUCAGGGUUUGGAUCACCACAGAGCCAAAUGAGUUUUUCUCCAUCACACUACUACAGUCUUCCAUCAAGUUUACCAACGAUCCACCCCAAGGAAUUCGUGCUGGUUUGAAACGUACAUUUGCAGGGAUUUCCCAGAACCAGUUGGAAGUCAGCAACCUGCCCAUGUGGAAGCCAAUGCUGUACAGUGUGGCAUUUCUACACACUGCUGUGCAG